UAUCUCCCCACCACCAGUGGUUUUCAUAGCUAUCUUCCUCAUUAUUUCUCUACUGUUAAGCACCAUGGCUGACGUCGGCCCUCCCAUUGAGCUCCCCGUGUUGGACAUCUCCAACCCCCUCGAUCCGGAGGCGGGGAAGGCCCUGCUGGACGCCGCCACCAAGUAUGGCUUUUUGUAUGUCGACAGCCGGGGGACUGAUUUUACAGCCACCGAGGUGGAUCGGGCGUUUGAGCUGUCCAAAACCUUCUUCGCCUCUCCGGUCGAAGAAAAAGCCGCUUGUCGGAUUGAGCCAAACAACCGUGGCUGGUCCGGCAUGCACACUGAGACCUUAGACCCGGAGCAUCAGCGGACCGGCGACUUCAAAGAAGCCUUCAACUUCGGCGAAUUCCAAAACUCCAAAGCCCAACAACCCCUCCCUGCAUCCUUGCAACCCCACGAAUCCGAAAUCGCCCAUUUCUCCUCCCUCUGCAACAAGACCUGCUCUCGGAUCUUGACUCUUCUUGCUCUGGGACUGGGUAUUCCCCCCGACUUCUUCACCACCCGACAUGACCCCACCACCGGCCCAACAGGGAGCAUCCUCCGCUACUUAUUCUACCCCUCCCUUCAAUCCCCCAAAACAAGCACCUACAACCACACCCUCGACGUCCGCGCCGGCGCCCACUCCGACUAUGGCUCCAUCACCCUCCUCUUCCAACGCCCGGGCCAACCGGGACUAGAAAUCCUCACUCCGAGUGGAGACUGGGCGCCUGUGCCUGUCAUCCCUACCACCUCUACCACCACCACCACCACCACCGCCCAAGAGGGCGAAACGUACCCCUUCCCCCCCAUCCUCGUCAACAUCGGCGAUCUUCUCAGCUACUGGACCUCCGGAUUGCUGAAGAGUACCGUGCAUAGGGUUGUUUUCCCCGUGUCGGAACAAACAGCGGGAUCAGGGACGGGUCAGGAUCGGUAUAGUAUUGUGUAUUUUUGUCAUCCGAUGGAUAAGACGGAGUUGGUGGCGGUGCCGAGUGCGGUGGUGGAGGAGUUUCGGGAGAGGAUGAAGAGGGUUGGGGAGGAGGAGAGGAGGAGGGUUGGGUUUGGGGGUGGGGCGGGGGUGUUGGAUUUGGAGGGGAAGGAGGGGAAGGUGUUGACGGCGCAUGAGCAUUUGAUGGCGAGGUUGGAUGCUACGUAUGGGUUUCGCAAGUGA
This is a messenger RNA of Aspergillus ibericus CBS 121593, 1186 nucleotides long. RefSeq names its product putative oxidoreductase, 2OG-Fe(II) oxygenase family. NCBI's taxonomy places the organism in Eukaryota, Fungi, Ascomycota, Eurotiomycetes, Eurotiales, Aspergillaceae. The record is from RefSeq and is a predicted model, not a curated record. Bases 65 to 1186 code for a protein of 373 amino acids. The transcript is spliced from 6 exons.